Molecule: messenger RNA, 1914 nt
Organism: Rhipicephalus sanguineus (brown dog tick)
Lineage: Eukaryota; Metazoa; Arthropoda; Arachnida; Ixodida; Ixodidae
Exons: 3
Coding region: 1-1914 (637 amino acids)
Biological process (GO): DNA integration
Molecular function (GO): nucleic acid binding
Source: RefSeq, a predicted model, not a curated record
AUGGGGCGUGGCUGGAUAAAAGGCCUCGGAAUUGAGCUGCGCAAUGUGAUGGACGUUAAGGCUAUCACGUCGGUUGAGGGACUGGUCGCUGAGUAUGCGAGUGUUUUCGACGACGCCUUGGGAACAUUCAAGGGAGUGUCCGCGAAAAUAACCAUCGAAGACAACGCGAAGCCGCGGUUCUUCAAGGCUCGUCCUGUUCCGUUCGCAAUGAUCGACCGCAUCAACGAGGAACUGAUGCGCAUGGAACGAGUUGGAGUGCUGCGUCCAGUCAAGACUUCGGAAUGGGCUGCGCCUAUCGUGCCUAUUUUGAAGCGGAGUGGCCAGAUUCGGAUAUGUGGCGACUUCAAAGUCACUGUUAAUCCCGUGACAGUGCCUGAAAAAUACCCGAUACCACGCGUUGAAGACCUGUUUAGCCGUCUUAGCGGUGGCGAGAAGUUCAACAAAUUGGACUUGAAGGAUGCGCAUCUGCAAGUUGAACUGGGCGAGGCAUCCCGCAAGCUGGUGACUAUCAACACACCAAAAGGACUGUUUCUGCCGGGGCUGUAUGGUGUGUUGCAUCCCUUGAACGAGCUGCUUGUGGCCAAUGUGUCGUGGGAGUGGCGUGAGGACCACGAACGUGCUUUCCAAAGGAGCAAGGAGCUACUUGUUUCAGCAGCAGUGCUGGCGCAUUAUGACCCCAAGAAACCCGUGGUUCUCGAAUGCGACGCGUCACCGUACGGCGUUGGCGCCGUUCUGGCCCAUAGAGAAGACUCGGGGGCUGAACGACCAAUCGCAUUUGCAUCACGAAGUCUCGAACCAGCCGAGCGAAAUUACAGUCAUAUCGACAAGGAGGCUCUUGCGCUCAUGUUUGGCGUAACCAAGUUCCGACAAUACCUCUGGGGACGCAAGUUAGAGGCUAUUACGGACCAUAAACCAUUACUGGGCUUGCUUUCUCAGGACAAGCGCGUACCUGAGAUGUGUUCACCGCGUAUCAUGCGUUGGGCUCUGAUGCUUGGUGCGUAUAACUACAAGCUCAUGUACCGGCCGGAAGCAAGCAUUGCCAACGCGGAUGGUUUGAGUCGCCUACCACUACCAGUGUACGCUCAACCUGUGGAAAGGCCAGCGGAAGUUUUCAUGCUGGAGGCUGCUUAUCCUCGGGUGCUACGGUCAACUGUAGUCGCGGAAGCUACUUCCAAGGACCCAACCUUAGCGAAGCUACGAUAUGCCUUAUGGUCUGGAGCUGAGCUACGUGAUCCCGAGUUCAGGUUCUACGCAGAUCGAAAACUUCAGAUGAGCGUGCAAGAAGACUGUAUACUUCUCGGAUCGCGAGUGGUCAUCCCAAGUGCAUUACAGCAUGAAGUGUUGCGACUCCUUCAUGAGGGGCACCCUGGAAUGACCAAGAUGAAGGCUAUCGCCAGGAGUCACGUCUGGUGGUCUUCGUUGGACGAGGACAUUACCGCUGCAGUUCGCCAGUGUCAGGUCUGCCAAGAACACCAGAGGGUUGCGCGGCCGGUAGAGAUGACGCCAUGGCCGUUUCCGGACAGACCAUGGUCUCGCCUUCAUAUUGACUUCGCUGGACCUUUGAAGAGCCGCUACUUGCUGAUCGUUAUCGAUGCAUUUUCAAAGUGGAUAGAAGCCAUGCCUAUAUCUACACCAUCGGCAGAGGCAACGAUCCCAUGCCUGAGGGUUAUGUUUGCUACUCACGGAUUGCCAGACGUAGUGGUGUCCGACAACGGACCAGCGUUCGUGAGCGAGGAAUUCAAAAACUUCCUGCAUCGAAAUGGCAUCAAACAAGUACUGACACCUCCAUACCAUCCAGCGUCAAACGGGGCUGCAGAACGGGCAGUUGAGUGCAUCAAGUCAAAGCUAAAGAAAUCGGAUUACUCCCCACGAAAUUACCGGGUGCUCGCCAGCGGAGCUGAUCAUGGGCCGUAA